UAUAAAUGUCGUUGUUUGUUACUUGGCGCCUUAUCCCUCGAGACGAUACGCGCAACAAGUAGGCCUAUAGAGAUGAAGACAACGGUGAAGACUGGAUGCCUUAUCGUCUUUCUAACGAGAUUACUGGUCGGUUUAACCCAAUCCUGUCCCUGUUCUAACGCACGGUGUUGGCCUGUUCGGAGCGUGUCACCAGGAGGAUUUACCGCCGAGUUGGAUCACUUUUUAACAGGCCACACGUUGUGGGAGUCCGCGCAGUUGUCGGCUCCUUGGUGUUCUGUCCUGUGCCACACGGAACCCCAAUGCCGAUCAUUCAGCUUCUUGCAUCGGGAGAAGCAGUGCGCCCUACACUCUGUGACGAAGGAAGAUUUUCCUCAGGAUUGGAGUGCUCUUACCGGAGCUACACAUUACAGUUAUAAUCCACAGGCCCAGAUCAAAUGCAUACAAGCCAAUUCGACAACUCACCUACUCAAGGAAACUGCCAUCAUAGCAAUUACGCCCCGUACUGUUGACCUGCAAGUCUGUCAGACCCAUGACUUGGAAGAGGACGACAGUGUGUCGCUGAGUGAGGUGUUCCCGCUGGAUUCGGUUUGGUUUGACUUCUCAGUCAAGACGUCAGCCGGAGCUGCUAUACAUCUUUGCCGUGAGAUAGUUGACCAGGAAGAUCUCAAUAUCGUAUACACCAUUGUCAUUGGUUCAAACGCAAACAGCCAGACCGAUCUAAUUGAAGAUUCCCCUGGUACCGUCUUGGUCAGCUCGCCAACUCCGGACAUCCUGGACUCCGCAAUGUAUCGCCAAUUCUGGGUGUCUUACGGGAAGGGUAACGUUAGUUUUGGUCGGGUGACGGGGACGGCCAAUGCAGUGACCCUCCUCCAAUACGACGCCGGUACGACAACACCCGGGAUUAAUCGGUUAAUGUUAUCGUCUCAUCGGUCACGUCACCCUACCACCUGGCGGGUAUUAAAAGAAGUUUGCAGCGCAGGCAAUGAUUCCGAUGGCAAGUAGGCACAGUAAUUAGUUGCCCGGGAGCAAGCCUGAAUCACGUACUUGUUUUGUUUAAUCGAAGGAGACGCCAUGAAUGCGGUGACACCAUAGAGUUAUAAUGCACUGCACUCGCACGCACAUUCUUCAGCUUGACGCGCGCGUGCGUUAGGCAAAUCACGGCACCCUAUUGGUUGGGAUGCCAUUUAACGCGCACGUGCCACCUGUCCACGAACAUUGUACCAACGUCCGGUUGCCGAAUUGCACUAUACGCUCUCUCUCCUUUAGCCCCUUGCACGUCUUUUGGUCCGUUCUCUAUCCACAUCGUUUGCCGUGUUUCACUCCUGGCGCUUCCAAAACGUGUCUUGGCGCCUUUCGUCUAUUUUUUCUGUAUGUUAAUUCUCCUUAGCCUUUUUUCGAGACGGUGUCACGUCUCAACAUGAAACUUGGCACGAACCCUGAUCUCUUUUGUAGUCAGGAUCGCUUGAUCAAGACUGAUUUCUAUUUAAACUUUGUGUUAUUUGUUUAGGAAUGUAUUGGCAACAAUUGUGGCAAACAACAAGACCUCCACUCGUCACUAGCUUGAAAUUCGAGCAAAAGGAUAUGUCUUUACGACGAUUUCUUUAAAAUGUCAGUGAAAAAAAAGUGAGCAGUGAAAGAAAAAUAGCGAACUAUAGAGAUAGAUAAAAACCUUGACGUGUGACAAGUUAACUUAAAUUAUUACUUUUUCUUAUUCAAAGCUGAACUAAUGGGAGCGUUUUUUUCACGAAUCAAGAAUAUCCAUUUACACGUUGUUUUAAUUGAGAAGCUAAAAUAAUAGAAACAAUAUCAAAAUCAUUCUAUUGUCAAAGUCAUCAUCUUCACAAAGAGAGUCGGCUGGGGAUAUGAUUUGACUCCCCGGGAAAACCUUUCAAGCACCGACCCUAGGCUGAUAGCGUAUUUUCCCGACGUUUUCAGUUUCAGCAAUUAAGUACUGAUAAUGUUUCCACGACAGCACGGUCAAUUUGGAGAGUGGACGGAGGUACUUCAACUUCCCCUUUCUGUAUUGAUCUAUUCAUUAAAGUCCCCGCAGAUGAAGUAGACAAAAGCAGCGCUGUUUGAGGGGAAAAACUCCUCCAAUAUUGGCAUCGUUGAUUUGAUACUAAUGAUCACCCUGAGCUUUUUAUAAUCAUUAAAUAGAUUAUAAACA
This is a messenger RNA of Acanthaster planci (crown-of-thorns starfish), 2167 nucleotides long. RefSeq lists its product as uncharacterized. Lineage: Eukaryota; Metazoa; Echinodermata; Asteroidea; Valvatida; Acanthasteridae. The record is from RefSeq and is a predicted model, not a curated record.